AUGGCUGCUGUCGACUGUAUGUCGAUGGCCUCGCGCCAUCACCCCCACCACCCCUACAACCACCAGCACGGCCGGGAUCGGGAUCGCCGCUCGAGCUAUUCCACCCUGGGCAGCAACAACCCGUAUGCCCGAUACAUGUCACCAGCACCUUCAAUGAACUCCCACUCCCACUCCAAGCGGUCUCUCUCGGAAUCCUUCCCCUCCGUACCCACCGUUUCCAUGGAUUCACGUAGGUGGUCCGGCUCUCCCGAGCACCAACCGGUGUACCCGAGACAGCGAGACAGUUCGGGAACCCGGCGCCGUCGCUCGCAGCAGCGAUACUCGCGAAACUCACAGUUGGUGAAUCCGGAUAUCAUCGAUGAGCUGGACGAUGUGACGUCCUACUCUUAUCAUCACGAGGGUCCGUACGAUGCGGUUUGCCCCGAGCGCAAUCGCAUUAGCCAUCACAGUCCGCUCGAGGCAGUCAGAGAGUCGAAUGAGGAAGCUCUGCGUGCUACGCCGCGCGAUAAGAUUAUCGAUUGCUUGCACAGCCACCGCCCACUCGAUGGCACGGCCUAUUUCCCUCCCGGUACGACCGAUCGGGAUGGACAGACGUACGAGUAUGAAGAAGGAUCGAAUAUGAUGGAUGAAUAUGGGCUUUUCAUGCGCCUUCCCGGUCAGAAAUUCACCGACGAGGAUUUCAAGAAUGACCCAUUCUACAACCAGCCCAUCUCCAACCCAUUCCUUCAACUGAAGAAGAAACUCAGUCUACGUCGCAACAAGAAGCGGCGGAGUACCGCUUAA
Messenger RNA from Penicillium cataractarum, 783 nucleotides. RefSeq lists its product as uncharacterized. Bases 1 to 783 code for a protein of 260 amino acids. Gene Ontology annotation, cellular component: cytoplasm. Lineage: Eukaryota; Fungi; Ascomycota; Eurotiomycetes; Eurotiales; Aspergillaceae. The transcript is spliced from 2 exons. The record is from RefSeq and is a predicted model, not a curated record.